Molecule: messenger RNA, 792 nt
Organism: Penicillium chermesinum
Lineage: Eukaryota; Fungi; Ascomycota; Eurotiomycetes; Eurotiales; Aspergillaceae
Product: pyridoxamine 5'-phosphate oxidase family protein
Exons: 2
Coding region: 1-792 (263 amino acids)
Source: RefSeq, a predicted model, not a curated record
AUGGGCGGCUACUUUGCAAAAAUUCCAGAAUCUACAGUCCAAUGGCUUUUGAACCAGAAAGUCUUCUGGGUAGCUACGGCGCCUUUGUCCCCGACGGGACACAUCAACAUCUCACCCAAAGGAGGCCCCGACCGUUACUUUGGAUUGACUGCCGACAACCGCCAGUUCUGGUACCUUGACCUCACAGGCUCAGGUAGCGAGACUGUCAGCCACCUGUACGAAAAUGGCCGUAUCACCGUCCAGUUUAACGCAUUUGAGGGGGCUCCGAGGAUCAUGAGGUUGUAUGGAUAUGGGAAAGUUCUGGAAUACGGGACCUCGGCGUUUAAGAAAUUCGUCGACCAGUAUAGUAUCGACACGAUCCCGGGUUCUAGAACGAUCAUUCUGGUGGAUAUACACCAGGUGGGAUUUGCAUGCGGAUACUCGGUGCCGAAAUAUGAAUUCAAGGAGCAUAGAACUGUUCUGAAUGACCAAUUCGCGAAGAAAGAACAGAAAUACCUCGCAGGGGAUGAAAAGGAGGAUAUUACAAGAUACUGGGCAGAAAAGAAUUCAUACAGUAUGGAUGGUCUCCCCGGUACUCUAAUAGCUAUAGAUACCAGUGAAAAGAAGGGAAUCAAACCACUACAAAAGAUGGAAGGUCCCCAUGCACCUGCUAGGAACCUGCGCCCGCCGGUAGGCUACAGAUUGGAGCAAAUGAUUCUGGUUGCCAUCAGUAGUGCUCUCGUCGCCACACUGCUAGUGCUAUAUGGACCGCGCGUUGAUUUGACUGUUCUGAAAAGGGGGAAAGAGUUCUGA